ACAUUUCCAUGUGUUUCCUCUCCAGCCGAGUGUUUACAGAUAAGGAGGCCAUGAUGGCUGGAGCCCUGGAGAUGGCCAGGGAGAUCGCUGCUCGCAGCCCUGUAGCUGUGCAGGGCACCAAAAUGAACCUCGUGUAUUCCAGAGACCACAGUGUGGCAGAGGGACUGGACUACAUGGCCACCUGGAACAUGAGCAUGCUUCAGACUCACGAUGUGAUGAAAUCAGCUCAGGCCGCCAUGGAGAAGAAGAGUCCCAAGACAAUAGCUUUCUCCAAACUCUAAACUUCACUGAGGCAAAGUUGAGAUACGAAAGAUGGAAGCUGCUGUUUUAUUACUCCAGUGUGGCCUUUCUGUGGGAACCACGUGUGAUUUUGUGUCUUACUUAAGCUAUCUAAGGAUAACAUAAUGUGACAUUAAAAAGAUGGAGGCUUGAAUACACUGUUGGAAAUAUUACUAGUCCCUCUUGGGACUGGGUUUUAAAGAUUCCUAUCGUUGUUUGGGUGUAAAAAGCCUCUGAACAGCAUUUUGAUAACAGGAUACUUUACUUCCAUUUUUACUAAGGAAUUAAAAGGUCAUCCAUCUCCAGCUGAGAAUCCUAAUUUAUCUCAGGUUAACAUCUGCUGGUGACAUCUUACACGCUGUCAUAUGAGAGACUUUCUCAGUUUGUCGCUUUAAAAACAGUAACAACCGUUUUGUAAUAGGCUUCAUGAAUGUUUUCUUAUUAAAGAAACAAAUCUGAAAGUUA
Molecule: messenger RNA, 744 nt
Organism: Plectropomus leopardus (leopard coralgrouper)
Lineage: Eukaryota; Metazoa; Chordata; Actinopteri; Perciformes; Serranidae
Source: RefSeq, a predicted model, not a curated record